Molecule: messenger RNA, 1116 nt
Organism: Ochotona princeps (American pika)
Lineage: Eukaryota; Metazoa; Chordata; Mammalia; Lagomorpha; Ochotonidae
Gene: MRPL12
Product: mitochondrial ribosomal protein L12
Exons: 6
Coding region: 1-1074 (357 amino acids)
Biological process (GO): mitochondrial transcription; translation
Cellular component (GO): ribosome; mitochondrial large ribosomal subunit
Molecular function (GO): structural constituent of ribosome
Source: RefSeq, a predicted model, not a curated record
AUGCGGGAGACGCGCCCGCCGUGCGGGAACGAGGCCGACGCCCUCGGGGAGGCAGGGCCGGCGGGCAGCGUGCGGGAAGCCGCCCGGGCGGCCUGCGGUGCGGACUCGGGCCGCAGACACGACGGCGGCCGCGCCGAGCCCGCCCUGCAGACACGGCUGAGGACGGAAGGCGCGGCCGCGGCACCGCCCCGAGGGACGCGCACGGAGCGCCGGGCUCCCUCUGCGCCUGCGCCACGAGCGCCUUCCGCGGAAUCGGCGAGCGUCCCUGCGGGAGCCGCGUGUGACCUUCCCACGCGGAGCGAUGCUGCCGGCGGCCGCUCGCCCCCUGUGGGGGUCGCGUCUGGGACUGCGCGGCGCCGCGCUCCGCCUUGCCAGGUACGGUGGGGCGCCCUGGAGGGUGGGGGGCCCGCGGUCGCCGGGCACGGUGCAGGGGCCAGAGGGCGCGACCUCGGCAGGAGCGCGCGGAGCUCCGGGCUCGGCCCCCGGGCGACCUUGGACGGUCCCCGAGGCCGGCGCGGCCGUGGGCAGCCCGCGCUCACGCUGUCCUGGGGCGGGGACAGGCAGCCGGUGCCCCGCGUGUGCGCCGCGCGCCUCCUGUGCUGCAGCAGCCGUCGCCGCGGCGAGGCCCUGGCCGGGGCGCCCCUGGACAACGCCCCCAAGGAGUACCCCGCCAAGGUGCAGCAGCUCGUGCGGGACAUCGCCGGCCUCACGCUGCUCGAGCUCUCGGACCUCAACGAGCUCCUGAAGAAAACGCUCAAGAUCCAGGACGUGGGCGCCGUGCUGCCCGGUGCUGCCCCUGUGGCCGCCGCCCCUGCCACUGAGGAGGCUGAAGAAGAGCUACCUAAGCAGAAGGAACGCACCCAUUUCACCGUGCGCCUCACGGAGGCCAAGCCCGUGGACAAGGUGAAGCUCAUCAAGGAAAUCAAGAACUACAUCCAGGGCAUCAACCUGGUGCAGGCCAAGAAGCUGGUAGAGUCAUUGCCUCAGGAAAUCAAAGCCAACGUGGUCAAGGCCGAGGCGGAGAAGAUCAAGGCGGCCCUGGAAGCCGUGGGUGGCACCGUGGUCCUGGAGUAGCCACUAGGACUGGGGUCUGAGGACUCGCCGGCCGGGCCCCUG